CUCAAUUCUUUUCAAAGCUUAUCUGUCUUUCUUUGUCUCUCACGCUUUCUCACAGUCUUCUCUCUGUUUGCUUAUUAUGCAAUGAAGAGAUGUUCUCCUUGGGGAGGAUUAUGCUGUUUCAUCUCAUAUGUUUAGCUCUCUUGGGGGAGCUCAGCACUUCAUGGGCGGAAGAUAGGCUUGUGAAUCCAUCACAGCUGGAAAUGUUUGUGGAUGAGCUUCCAGAUAUGCCCAAAAUCCAAGGUUUCGAUGUAGUGAAUGGUUAUCCCAAAUCUAAGUCACUGACGAUUGGAAUGUUCAUGAAGAAAUGGAAAUUCCACAGGGACCUCCCUCCGACGCCAGUGUUUGCCUACGGUGCAUCCUGGAGCACUGCAACAGUACCUGGCCCAACCAUCGAGGCCCUCCACGGCAUUGACACUUAUGUCAAGUGGCAAAAUCACCUCCCUCCAAAGCACAUACUGCCAUGGGAUCCGACAAUCCCAACCGCCGUCCCUGCCACCAAGAAGGGAGUUCCAACUGUAGUGCACCUCCAUGGUGGCAUCCAUGAACCCGCCAGUGAUGGAAACUCAAACUCAUGGUUCACCGCUGGAUUUAAAGAAAAGGGACCCACCUGGGCUAACGAAACAUAUCACUACAACAAUAACCAACAGCCUGGAAAUUUAUGGUAUCAUGAUCAUGCCAUGGGAUUGACCAGAGUCAACCUAUUGGCUGGCCUGAUUGGGGCCUAUGUUCUUCGCCAUCCUGACGUUGAGGGCCCACUUAAACUUCCCCAUGGUGACGAAUUUGAUCGACCUUUGCUCGUGUUUGAUCGUAGCUUUCGCACAGACGGUUCCAUAUACAUGAAUUCCACAGGAAAUAAUCCCUCUAUACAUCCACAAUGGCAGCCCGAAUAUUUUGGUGAUAUAAUCAUAGUAAACGGCAAAGCAUGGCCGAAGAUGAUGGUACGACGUCGUAAAUACAGAUUUCGCAUAAUCAAUGCCAGCAAUGCUAGAUUCUUCAGAUUCUUCUUCACGAAUGGCUUGGAAUUCAUUCACGUGGCAGCUGACUCAACUUACCUUGGGGAACCUGUAGUGACCAAUGAAACUCUGCUGGCACCAUCAGAGAUUGCUGACGUGGUCGUUGACUUUUCAAAGUCAGAGACUGAUGACGCUAUUCUAGCUAAUGACGCACCGUACCCUUACCCGUCGGGUGACCCAGUGAAUGAAUCAAAUGGCAGAGUCAUGAAAUUCAUCAUCCAGAAAAAUCAAGAGGUUGAUGCGUGGCGAGUACCUAAUAUAUUGAUAAAAUAUCCUUCCCCGGAUUUAUCUAGUGUCAGGGAAACGCGAUACAUAGCAAUGUACGAGUACACCAGUGACAUAGGUGAGCCGACGCAUCUUUACAUCAACGGAAAACCGUAUGAAGCGCCGGCGACGGAGACCCCUAAAGCGGGGACCAGUGAGAUUUGGAAUGUGAUUAAUCUGACGGAGGAUAAUCAUCCGUUGCACAUUCAUUUGGGACUAUUUUCAGUGUUGGAUCAGACGGAGCUGGUGAAUGAAGAGGAGUUCAAGGGAUGCAUGUCCAAAGAGAACGACGCGAUCAAGUGCCAUAUAAGCAAGCAUGCGCGAGGCAAGAAGGUAGAGGUGCCAGCACAUGAGAAGGGAUGGAAGAAUGUUUAUAAGAUGACACCAGGAUUUGUGACGAAAAUACUGGUUAGGUUUUCUUAUAUUCAUUCCAACUCUUCAUAUUCAUUUGAUCCAACCGCACACCCUGGUUACGUCUAUCAUUGCCAUAUCUUGGAUCAUGAAGAUAAUGUGAUGAUGAGGCCCAUUAAGGUGAUCAAAUGAGAAAGGCUACAGAAAGAUCAUUCCAGGGGAAACCUAAGAACUCUAUUUACAAGCAACAUCUGAAGGACUCUGGCAAUUCUAAAGUUGUUAAUAUUCAUGAACUUGAGUUCUUCAAUAAUUAGUGCUACAAAUGGAAGAAAUUUUAUCAACAUAUUGACUACAUAGAAGCUGAUGUUAAAGUGUACAAUUGUGGGGGAUUUUGGUUCAAAAUAAAAGCCAGCAAUAGCUUUAUGAUCUAGCUAGAAAUGUUAUUUUGGUCAAUGAUGACCUAGAAAUGCUGUCAAUGUGUGGUUUAUGCUCUUUAUUGUAUGCUAAAUACUCUAAGAUCUUUCCGAGGU
Messenger RNA from Theobroma umbraticum, 2158 nucleotides. RefSeq names its product multicopper oxidase LPR1-like. Lineage: Eukaryota; Viridiplantae; Streptophyta; Magnoliopsida; Malvales; Malvaceae. Gene Ontology annotation, molecular function: oxidoreductase activity; copper ion binding. Gene Ontology annotation, biological process: cellular response to phosphate starvation. The record is from RefSeq and is a predicted model, not a curated record.